Daphnia pulex (common water flea) is the source of this 6760-nucleotide messenger RNA. Its product is annotated as chromatin modification-related protein eaf-1-like. Gene Ontology annotation, cellular component: SWI/SNF complex. Bases 725 to 5458 code for a protein of 1577 amino acids. The transcript has 14 exons. Gene Ontology annotation, biological process: positive regulation of DNA-templated transcription. The record is from RefSeq and is a predicted model, not a curated record. NCBI's taxonomy places the organism in Eukaryota, Metazoa, Arthropoda, Branchiopoda, Diplostraca, Daphniidae.
GUAUAUCGUAUUAGGUGUGUACAAUCGUGUUGCUGCGUGUGUGUGUGUAUACGAUGUGGGUGCAAAAGUUACCUCAUUAAACGAAGAGGCAUCUGAGAGAGAAGCAGAGAAACGAGAAGCCUAGAGAGGAGGGGGUGGAGUCCAGUUGUCCAUUGGAGGGGGGUGGCUUGGUGACGUCAACAUAUUCGUUUCUCCCCGUACUGCUGGUGCUGGUGAAAAUUGUCUGUAGAAAGUCCCUCCGUGAAUUCGUUGGAGAGAACCCCAAAGGUUCUGACUGGCGAGACUAGGGGGAAACCGUUGGGCUAUACAGUGGGCGGAGCUUGGGCAGCAGCAGCAGCAGCCCAGCCAAGGCUUGUGGAUGUGUCGCGGUUUUAACUUUUUUCUUACAACCGACUACUCGGAGCUAGUGUAAAGAGAAAAAGGGAUAUUAUUUCGAAUGAUGGAAUUCUCGGGGGCAGGGUCACGUGUGCCGCGCCGCUAAGAUGUGGUGACCGACAGACGCGCUCUACAUAAUUGUGUCGGAAGAGCCUUCACAACCAACAACAUUGGACUUUUCUCACACACUUGAUCGUCGAAUAAGCAAUAGAAAAUAAAUCUAACGUGUCGAUAUAUAUUUUGGAGGAGCACGUUCAUGGUUUGCCCAACUUAUGGCCUGACGGAUGUGUGACCGGCGCCACCUGUAUCGAACAUCAAUUGUUCCUUUCCGUUUCAGGACUUGACGGAUAUGGAUUACGAUGGGCAACGUUUGUUGGACGUGAUCAAUGAUCCCAACGCCCUGGAAAGUUUCCUGGGCGGAAUAGGGAAUGGGAGUGGGAUUAACAACGCUGCUAACGCUCACAGUGGUGUUUCGCUGGAUUCGACCCAUACCAUCACUCAGCAGCAGUUGGCCAGUCUGCAACAGCAAAUCCAACAGCAGCAACAACAGCUGCAGCAAUUGCAACAACAACAACACCACCAACAGCAGAUACAUUCCCCGUUCUCGGUUCCCGUCAGGUCGCCGGCACCUGGUACAAGUCCGGCUGCGACUGUGAUCCUUCGUUCGCCCGCUGCUCCUCCACCAGCCGCCAGUCCUUCUUCGCUGGCCUCCAGUCCGGCGCCCAAUACACUUGGACAUGCCACCUCUUACUCGGUCUCCUCUCCGGCACCGGCUCCGUCGCCCGGUCCUCAACAGUUUAGUUACCGAGCAGUUCCUUCCCCUCAACAGAGGACAGGCUCCUUGUCCUCAACACCGGUGGCAUCGCCCAUCAAUUACCCUCCUGGGCCAGGUCCAGGCAACACAGGGCAAAACACCCAAUCUGUCCAGUUGCCAGCUGGCACCAUCACGAUUCCGGCUCUCGCUACUGCUGUCGGACAAGUCCAGCAGCUCGUUUCGGGUGGCCAGGUGCUUCAGAUAGUGUCGGCUCCUCCACCCGCCACGCCUCCCCAAGUAGCCGGAACAAACACGACAACUUCCCAACCGGUAGUGAGACAUCCUGUGGCUGCUGCACGUUCCAAGCAGCCACAGCUUAGGCCAAAGCCAGCAAACAACUCAAGCCCUGGCCCGGUUCAACAGGCUCAUGCUGUCAAUAGUCCAAGAACUUCAUCACCAGUUAUUGUCCAGCAGCAGCAACAACAACAACAGCUUCACCAUCAACAGCAACAACAGCAGCAACAACAACAACAGCAUCAGCUCCAACAACAACAACAACCACAACCCGUCCAGCAGCAAAUAACGCAGCAACACGCGACGGGCCAAGUAGUGCAAUUGGGUACGGGUGGGCCUACGGGUACAUUGGUCUUCUCAGGUGGAGGAAACGCCAUGUUUCCAGCGCUGGCCCCAACCGGAGGCCAGUUUUUCCUUCAGCAGCAGGGUAGCGGAGGUUUCCAACUGAUCGUCCGACCUCCCGUACCUUCCAGCUCGCCUCCCAAGCAGCAGCAACAGCAGCAGAGCAUUGUGAUGCAACCUCAGAUUGGUCAGACCGUCCAUCUCGCCCCAAACAACAACAACCGUCCGGCGACUGCUGUCGCGGCUGCCGUCCCUAAUCCCCCCUGCCACCCUACCAUAUCCCAGCACCACCAGCCCAUGGUAAGAUUAGUCACUUUACCUGGCCUGGGCACUGUCCAGCUACAGCAGAUUCAGACGCCCAACGGACCGGCCUUCCUGGCCGUCCAGCAACCACAGCAGCAUCAGCCUCAACAACAGACGCAGCAGCAGCAGCAACAACCGGCUACCUUCUUACGUAAUCAUCCUGGGCAACAAGCAUUUAUCCAACAACAUCACGUCAUUCAACAGCAGCAACAGCCUCACAUUGUCACUCAACAACAGCAACAACCUCAUAUCCUCAACAACCUUACUCAACAACCCCAGCAGCAGCAACAACAGCAACAAGACAAUAUCCGGCUGGUAUCCAGUCCCGCUACGACGUUGAUCCCGAAUAGUGAUAAUGUCGUUGAUAACAACACCAACAACAGUACAACACCAUCCACCACAUUCGCCACCCCACCCAAUAAAAAGCCGCCCGCGAAGAAGAAGCCCAAGCCAAAGAAGAAAAAGGAAGAAGUUGUGGUUGAAGAAAAGAAGCCAGCUGUCCAGGUCAAUUUGGCUGAACUGCUGAAACAAACGGGUAUUGUUGACGACGACGAAUCUUUCUUUAUGGAUGAUGAACCGACUCUGCAGCCGCCACCACCACCACCUCCUCAGCAGCAGCAGCAGCAGAUCCAGCAACAACUCCCGAUCCAAAUUCAGAUGGAGCAGCCGAUUCCGCCUACAGAGACCAAAGAAAAUAACAUGAUGCUGGCACCAAUGUUGAGUGAAAUGAACCUCAUUCAGACGCUCCAUCAACACGGUCUGGCCUUGUCUGAAGAUGAUCUUCACACGUUGCGGAAUUUUAUCAAACCGAGUGAACAGGCUAGUGAACAGUCCAGUGCCUUAGGAGGAAGUGAUUCGCUCGCCAAUGGACUUAAAGGAGCCACCAUGUUGAAAGCACCGGCUGCAGCCGUUUCACUGACCCUGGGCAACGGCCAAGUGAUCCAGUUGACGGGCGAGCCUUUCGCAGAUGCCCAACAACAGCCGAGAGUUCAGUUUGUGACGAAUCCUUUCGACGCCCAAGCGACUCAAGUGUUCCAGGCCGCACCGCAAGCCGUGGCGGCUCCUGCCGCUCCUCCUCCUCAAAUGACUGAAGUGAUGCACUCGACUAAUCACGGGUUUCAGAACGAGUUCCUCGAGGAUUUGGCCAGGAGUCAGAUAGUGUCGGAUUCCAAGAAAACCAAGAGCAAAGCGGCUCCUGUCCAGAGAGCCGCUCCUGCCAACACCAACAACAAUGCCCCCAAGAAAAAGCCCGAGCCGCGCAAGAAGAAACCACCUCCUGUCAAGGCAGGAGCGAAUGCCGGAACGAAUGCAACCGGACAAACGACUCCAGCCCACACGGGCUCGGUGCCUCGAGUGCAGACGAUCAAAUUGUCUCCUCAGAAUCAACAACGAUUUGUCAAUAAUUCGUUCCCCCAGAAUCUGCGCAACAUCCAGGCCCAAAUCCAGUACCUGACGUCCAAAAAAGAUCCUACUCCUCAGGACACUUCUCUCUUGCAGAAGCUCAUUGAACAUCACCAAAAGAUACUGGCGACGGGAAAGCCAGUUCCCACCAUUCCGGGCCAGCAUGCCCAGGGCAUUCCAUUCAAUCCUACUCCUACUACUGCCGCCCCUGCCCCUCCUGCUCCAGAGAGCGGAGUGUCUGUUGUUCAGCCUGUCCCUCCCAACACUGGCCCCACCAACGUGUCGAGGUCUCAAGGCAAAGUGGCUAAUGUGCCGGCUAACAUCCAGCAAAAUACGCACCUGGCUAACCUUCUCCGCCAACCCGUCUCCGAUAAAAAUUCAAGGAUGACGACGUCAAACGCGUCGAAUCAACAGGCGGGAUUGCGGCAAAUUCAACCGACAGCCGCCCAGCUGCGAGCUGCGACUCCGACCACUGGUGUCGUUGCUACUGGAAACAACAAUACUCCCAAUUCGCAGCAAUCAAAUCAAGUGUCCGUGUCAACGUCAGCGUCCAUCUCUACUUCGUGUUCCACUCCAGCGGCCUCCAGUAAUUGCAGCACGGCCACCGUCACUAAUAACGUCAAUGUUAUUAGCGUGACGACGACCCAGUCGACCAUUCAAUCUCCGAUGGGCACGCUGAUACUCACGACAAUGGACGGAGCAGGAGGAGGAGCUUCUCCAACUCUUUCCACCGGCGCCACGAGCAGCUCAACUACAAUAACCAACAGCUCAACGGCGGUAGCAUCUCCGGCUCCAUCAGCAGAAGCCGGACGAAGUAAUGCUACACCGGCCAGAGGAACUAAGCGGCCGGCCCCUCCUUCUGCACCUCCUAAGCCGAGCAUAAGUAAGAGCACGCUGUUUGAGCACCAACUGAAGACCGAUCAAAGCGGAGCUCUAGCGCCGGAUUGCAAGACCCCAUUUAAGAAUAAGACGAAUGCCUGUAAAAGGUUGGUGCGUUAUCACGUCUUUCACGAACUGGGUCCCACUCCGCAGGAACUGGAAAAGGAAGAAGAGGAUUUAGAAACUCACGCUCAACAGUUGCUCUCCAAAUUCCACCAGAUGAUUAACAAAUAUCAUUAUCUUCUUCUCAUGGAGAGCACAAAAGAGGCUCCUACUUCCGAACACGUGAUGGUGGAGAGGAUGUUUGCUGGUGAAGAGAAACAGUCACUGGAACGGCUGAAAGAGGAAACACGCGUAGCCAAAGAAUUGCAACUGACUCCCGUUUGGCCCGUGAAAUCGGAGCCAACCACCUCGGGUGCCACUGCUACUACUACUCCCGUGGCCACCAACGACAUUGUCAAUGGCCGCAGAGAUUCCCCUUCUGAAGAUCUGAAACUGACGCCAAAAAUGGCGUUGCUGAAGUUUACGAGGAAGGAGGGCGAAGGCUACAAAUCUGAAUUGCAGAUACCACAAGAGUACAAAGAAGUGCGAGUUAUGGUGGAGGACGUCGUCAAAAGUAACGGCAGGAUCAGAGAGUCCCUCGAGAUGAACCAUUCCGUCUCGAUAAACGACUCGGCCAUGGCCGGACUCACUGGCAGUACCAUCGAGUCCAAACCUUACGACGAAUGGGAGGCGAUCCAGCGAGAGCUGGCACUCUACCCGGAUGCCAGGGAUCGCGACGACAUGGGAUUUGAUGGAGAGGAAGGCGGCGUCAUCUACGACGAAGAUAUCAAAGCCCAAAUGCAGAAUGCCAUCGACGACUUGUUGAGACUCAACGGCUGCGACGAUGUCAUCCCGCCGCAUCUCCAACACCUGGCCAACAAUGCGGCCCAUCCUGCCGCAAUUGGCGCAGUUGCGUCUUCAUCUUCUGCCAAUUACGAGGCCAGCGGUGCUGCAGGAGGAGGAGGAGGAGGAUUCCCGCCGCCAUUGAAAAACGGUGAACAGUUUUGCAAUAACAGCGAAAUGCAGGUGGAUCUGGCUCUCAAUGAAGCUGUCAAUAGUAUUCUGUGAAAGACGAAGAAUUGAUUAUUAAGCAUUGUUGUUGUUGUCCCUCCUCAUAUGUAACCGGCGGUCACGGGAGAUUGGGUAUCCUUUGAAUGGUCGGAAGCCUUAUUCAGAAAGAAGUGGGAGAAAGAGAGGUUAUAGAAGAAACAUUUUUAAAAAACACACACACACACACAAUAAUCCCUCAGAAACAAACGACCUCCAUUGGUUGUUCUUUGAAAGAAAUUUAUUGUGUCAUAGUAAAAAAAGGAAUUUUUUCGUUUUUUUUUUUCUAAUUCGAAAAACAAAAAUAUUGAAUGAACUUUAAAUAGGGUCCUGCACGUUUGGGUGCAAUUAAGCAAAACAAACAAAAAAAAAACGGUUCAUGUGAUCUCUAAAAUGUGAAGAAAUGACAUAAUAUCUCCUUUCACCUUAUUGUAUGUAAAUGAUGAGCAACACAACCCCCCGUGAAAAAACAUUGAAAACAAAACACCACUUAAAUAAGUGAAACCUAAAGCUAGAGAGCUCAAUCUUGUUCUUUGUGUGUUUUUUGUUUGUUUUUUUAAAUUUUUUCAAAAAUUUGAUAGCGAAAUAAUUUUGAGGGAUUUUUUUGUUGUUGUUGGGUUUUGUUGCCUAAUUAUUUUUUUCCUUCUCUCCCUCCCUCUAAUGUGAGCCUACGUCUCAGGGCGAAAAAAAAGAAUCACCACUCCACCCAAUUACAUCAUUUAUUAUUAUUUUUUUUUCAAUUGUAUUUUUCCCUGCAUGUCCUCCAGCGUCUCUCUACUCCCGCGUUCGGAUGAUGGUGAUCAUCAUUCGACCGCUUACGACUAGUGUUUACAUGUUUAAAAGAAAAAAAAAUCUAAAGUAAACAAAGUAAGGCAUGCAUUUUUUAAAUGGCCCGAGCCGCCCUCAAAUUCCCAUCAAAAGGAGGAGAUUGUCCAAAAGAAAAAAACAUCUUUUUUUUUUUUUAGAUUUUUAAUUUAUUUGCCACCACCUCCUGUCCUCUUUUUUUAAACUUUGCGUGUGUGUAAUAUUGAUUGUGUGUGAGAAAGUAUGUCCUGUUCGAUUUUACAUCGUUUGAUCAUAUUUAAAAACAUUCUAUAUCCAACUUCCCUCUAUCUCCCUUUUCCUUUUGCUGCUGAUGCUGCUGGUACAUAAUUUGUGACUUUAUUAUUAGUGUCGAAUUGAGAGUGUGUUGCAGCACAAUUGAGUAUUUGGGAUAUCAGAAUGGUCGUCUUCUACUUACAUGAUAAAAACAUUUGCUCCCGCCCCCCUUGUACAUACUUAUAUAUUGAUUCAUAAUAAAAAUUUGAAUGAAUUUCAAAAUAA